Amaranthus tricolor (Joseph's coat) is the source of this 1562-nucleotide messenger RNA. Its product is annotated as ethylene-responsive transcription factor ABR1-like. The transcript has 2 exons. The coding region runs from base 202 to 1317 and encodes 371 amino acids. NCBI's taxonomy places the organism in Eukaryota, Viridiplantae, Streptophyta, Magnoliopsida, Caryophyllales, Amaranthaceae. The record is from RefSeq and is a predicted model, not a curated record. Gene Ontology annotation, biological process: ethylene-activated signaling pathway; regulation of DNA-templated transcription. Gene Ontology annotation, molecular function: DNA binding; DNA-binding transcription factor activity.
AAAAAUAUGGUAAUUAGCUUGAGCAAGAAUCUAUAAAAACCAGCUACACAAGAAUUAUUCAUAAGAACUGGCGGCAAGGCAAUCCAGAAGAAAAUUUUCAUUCAUACUUUGUCAAAUUAAUUAAAACAUUAAUUACUAAUUAUACAUAUAUAUAUAUAUAUAUUUAAGACUUUAUUAAUUUAAUUAAAAAAAAAAGAGUGUAUGUGUGUAUAUUUAUCAGAAGAAAAGGUGGCGAAAAGAAGCAAGAAGAACAACAACAAUGGCGGCGAAGAUUAUUUGGAAGAAGAAGAAGAGAUGAAGAUGAAUGAUAUAUUAAGUCCAAUGAUACCAGGAUUUAGUAGAGAAAAAGAAAUGCAUCAAAUGGUUUCUGCUUUAACUUAUGUUGUUUCUGGUGCUGAUACUGCAGCUUCUUCUUCAUUAAAGAGUACUACUCAUGGAGUAAAAAGAAGCCAUGAUUAUGAAGAUGAUGAUGAAGUAAAGGGUAAAAUGAAAUUGUAUGAUGACUCAAUUUUCAGUGAUGUGAAACCAGUUUCAGUUUCUUCUACAUAUCCGUAUCUUCCUACAAAAGGGGGACCAAGCUAUAUGAUGCCCACUACAACAUCAAGCUCAACGGCAGCAGCAACAACAGCAACAGAAACAUUAACAUUUACAUACACUCAUCAUGAUUCCCCAAACAAGAAUACCAUCAACAUGGCAUCUCAAUCUCAACAACUUGGAGAAACAGGAACAGUAAUUAUACAACCAAGUAGAAGAAAAUACAGAGGAGUUAGACAACGUCCUUGGGGCAAAUGGGCAGCUGAAAUUAGGGACCCUUACAAAGCUGCCCGUGUUUGGUUAGGUACAUUCGACACAGCUGAAUCAGCUGCUCGUGCUUAUGAUGAAGCUGCCCUUAGAUUUAGAGGAAGCAAAGCUAAACUAAACUUCCCUGAAAAUGUUACUUCCCAAAACAUUCAGACAAAUCUACCAACAACCCAUUUAAGCUUUUCGGAUCCUCCACCAACCCAUUUAACACCUCUUCAAAACUCUCUCCAAUUACUUCAAAAUCAAUCAUCAAUGGAGUUUCUACAAGCUAAUUCGCAAGAUUAUAAAGAUUAUCUUGAUUAUUCGAGGCUAAUUACUGGUUCUUUUGAUGAUAAUCAAAGAGAUUUAAGGUUCAGUUUGUGGAGUCAAAUGUUAACACCUCCUCCACCGUCAAACAACAUUAUGAUGAGUACUUCAAUGUCAACCCCACAAUUAGCGUAUCGUGUGGAUGAGAUUGAUCCACGUGGAAGUCAAAGUAAGAUAGAAGAUUCUAAAGAAACAUCAAGUGGAACAUGAUUUGAGGAGUUGCCGUGGUUUUUAGUAAACACCUGUUUGAAGUAUUUAUUUCUUGUUUGGGGCUUUUGACUUUGAUUUAUACACACACUUGGUCAAAUCUAAUUUAAGAUUACUUACUGUGUGAUUAGCAUAUUGCCGUUUCGUUUUUUUUUUCUUUUUUUUUUGUAAUUACUCCAAUUUUGGUUUGUGGGAUAUAUUCAUGAGUGAUGCAAUAGGAGUAUUGUGGAGGCAAAUUUUCUUUGAAA